AUGCCUCCCAAGCGUACUUCGACCAGACGCGCCGGGUCGGUUCGCUCAAGUAGCAACGAUAAUUUUCUGUUGAGCCCACCGACAGCCGCUACUCCCGCCUUGCCUGACGUUCCUACCAAAAGUUCUUUUGCAUAUGGCUCAUCAACAGCGGCUGCCCUUCCUCGGAAGCUUGCCAUGCAGCCUCAGACGGGUCUGCUUGAAAUCGCCCAAACGAUUGAAGAAGGUGUAAGGGCAGCGGAGGGACGGGCUAAUGGGGAAGAGCUGGCUGCAGAAUCGGUGAGCACUCGAACUCGGAACAAAUCCCAGCCAAUUCCCUCCCCAGUUCGGCGCACUCGACGUGAGCCCACCCCGGAUCAGGUACAACUCCUCGAGUCCCUGCGCGAUGCCACCGAGUCUCCUCAGCCUACUGGAAAUCAAUCAGGCUCUACUCCCACGCCUACGCCACCUAUUCCGCAUACCCUGUCUACGGCGUCGAGUCCACUGGAGCAAAACUUCGCUUUGCCUACCGAACAACUUUAUCCCUCCCCGCUUAUGCGAGUUGGCUCACCUGCUCCUCAUGCUAGCCCCUUUAGCCCAGCCCAAUUUCAGGACUUCGACGGCAACGAAUCAACCAUAUCAUGGAUGGUCGAACGCGACAUUCACGAAGACAAUCUACAACGAACUCGUGGAAAUACAGCACGCGGAGAACCGCACGGGAAGAAUAUCAGCGCGCCCCCUCGUCGAUUUUCGGGACUUGCGUUCGCCUAUGAGACCAUUGAGGAAGAGGAAGAGCCGGUCAAUGAACGCUCGGUGUCCAAAUCGAGCUACCUGGAGCCUGUGGCUGUUCAGCCCAAGCAUGAACCCCAGUCAGACACAGACCCAGAACCUGAGCCAGAGCCGGAGCCUGAUAUAGAGCCUGAACCGGCACCACAAUCCUCCUCGGCUCCUGCUAAAACCAUCAUUCCUAAUGGCUUCCUACGACGGUCGCCAUUUCAUCAACCCACCUCGCCACCUCGAUCGCAGCGACACAAUACGGAUGAGGUGCGCCUUAUGAGGGGUGCUCCUCUGGACUUCUCGAAAGACGUAAUCCAAACCGCCGCCAUCGUAGUCUUCACGGUGGUGUCGCUUCUCAUUGUUUACUCUAUUGGAGGCCCGAUUGUUGGCUUUUCGUCCCGCGACAGCUGGCGACAACCGUACAACAUUCCCCUGAACACCACCGGCCUAGAAGCCGUCAACAGCCUGUCAAACGAACUUGUGCGACUGGGCGCCGAAGUGUCUGCAUUGUCGAAGGAAAUGAAGGUGGUAAAGUCCGACCUGCAACAUAUACCAGCGGCUACCACGAUUGUGGAGAAGAUAAGAACUCCAGGUCAUCAGCCACCGCAACGGCCCAACUUCCUCUCGUUCGGCACGGGGGUCCUCAUCGACCCGUAUCGCACCAGCCCAACAGCCAAGAAGCCUGUGGGCUAUUUACAGAAGAUCUACAUGCGCAUACUGGGGUCGCCAUGGGCGGACACUUCACCACCUGCGCAAGCCCUACUUCCGUGGGACGGUGUGGGUGAUUGCUGGUGCAGCGCGCCACGGGACGGCAUGUCGCAGCUUUCUGUGGUGCUGGGACGUCCUAUCGUGCCGGAAGAUGUGGUGGUGGAGCACAUCCCGCGUGGCGCCAGCGUGCUCCCGGAGGUUGCGCCCAAAGAGAUGGAGCUCUGGGUGGAAUACAAGGUGCUCAACGGAACCCCCGACAAACCCACCACAUUCCUCUCUCGCGACGGGGACCUCAUUCUCGGAAACGGUCUAUCCCUACACGAACAGGUAAUGAACUAUUUAGGCUUUGCGUACCACCAUCAGCCUGAAAGUGCGUACUCGGAUGAUCCGAUCCUGGGACCUACGUUUUAUCGCGUCGGGCAUUGGACGUAUAACAUUGAUGGUCCGCACCACGUGCAGCGGUUCCAGCUCGACGUGGUCGUCGAUAUGGAAGAAAUUCGCGUGGAGAAGGCGGUAUUCCGAGUGAAAUCUAACUGGGGGGGGAAUCAGACGUGUCUUUAUCGAUUGCGACUACAUGGACAUCUAUAG
Molecule: messenger RNA, 2049 nt
Organism: Aspergillus tanneri
Lineage: Eukaryota; Fungi; Ascomycota; Eurotiomycetes; Eurotiales; Aspergillaceae
Exons: 1
Coding region: 1-2049 (682 amino acids)
Biological process (GO): nuclear envelope organization
Cellular component (GO): meiotic nuclear membrane microtubule tethering complex; nuclear envelope
Molecular function (GO): protein-membrane adaptor activity
Source: RefSeq, a predicted model, not a curated record